Molecule: messenger RNA, 582 nt
Organism: Trypanosoma brucei brucei TREU927
Lineage: Eukaryota; Euglenozoa; Kinetoplastea; Trypanosomatida; Trypanosomatidae
Exons: 1
Coding region: 1-582 (193 amino acids)
Molecular function (GO): phosphatase activity
Source: RefSeq, a predicted model, not a curated record
AUGGAGUCAGUUCUUAGUUGCAACUGGCGCAGCAUGAUAGUACCGUCAAAUUUUGGGUACGUCGAGGAGCGCAUCUACCGAUGUGGUGCGCCGGAGCCAUGUCACUACGGCUUCUUAGCUUCUCUUAAGUUACGCACCUGUGUGCUCUUGACGGACAGUCAUGACGAGGCAUUUGUUCAGUGGUUGCGCGAAAACAACAUACGCACCGUAUGCCCGCUGCACGAUGAUUCUCACCCAAGUCGCACUUGCGUUGAGAUGAGUGGAGUUGGUCAUCAUAGAGGGAGCAUGACGCUUUCGGAGCCUGUUGUUGUAGGGAUACUGCAUGAGUUGAUUGACCCCAUCAGCUAUCCUCUUUUGCUGACUUGCAGUAUGGGCAGGUACCGCACCGGUAUUGUGUGCGGCUGCCUGCGGAAACUCCAGGGCUGGAACUUGGUUAGCAUAUUGGAGGAGUACAGACGGUAUGCACAAGAUAAGAGCCGCGCCGACAAUGAGGAGUUCAUUGCACUGUUCGACAGGGACCUGGUUAGCACAGAACUUAAGAAUGGCCGGAAACCAACUAUCCUUUUCUAUGAAAACGACUAA